UGGACUGGCAGGUGAAACUGGACUGGUGAACAGCAGCAGGAACAGGAGGAGCAGGAGGAACAGCAGUAGCAGCAGGAGGAACAGCAGUUGUAGGAGGAACAGCAGUAGCAGCAGGAGGAACAGGAGGAACAGCAGUAGCAGCAGGAGGAACAGCAGUUGUAGGAGGAACAGCAGUUGUAGGAGGAACAGCAGUAGCAGCAGGAGGAUAGAGUUCAUUUCCAACACUUCUCUGGGAAUUUAAAUCGUCCCGAGUUCGAGAGAUUUGAAAUUGACGGACUUUUGGAUCGGGGCCCUGAUCACAGGAGGUCCAGGAUGAAUAAGCUACGGCAGAGUUUCCGGCGAAAGAAAGACGUGUACGUUCCCGAGUCCAGCCGACCGCACCAGUGGCAGACGGACGAGGAGUCGGUCCGCAGGGGGAAGUGUAGCUUCGCAGUCAAGUACCUGGGUCAUGUAGAGGUGGAGGAGUCAAGAGGAAUGCACAUCUGUGAGGAUGCAGUGAAGCAGCUCAAGACGGACAGGAAAUUCUUCAAAGGCUUCUUUACUAAAGUUGGGAUUUGUGUUUGUGCAGGGAAGAAGGCAGUGAGAGCGGUGCUAUGGGUCUCAGCAGACGGUCUCCGUGUAGUAGAUGACAAAACUAAGGACCUGAUCCUAGACCAGACAAUAGAGAAGGUAUCGUUCUGCGCUCCGGACAGGAACUUUGAGAGAGCGUUCUCCUACAUCUGUAGAGAUGGAACAACGAGACGCUGGAUCUGCCACUGCUUCAUGGCUAUCAAGGACUCGGGAGAGCGUCUGAGCCACUCGGUGGGCUGUGCCUUAAGCUGCCUGUCUGGAGAGGAAACAGAAGAGAGAAAGGAGUGUGGUGUCACAGCAACCUUCGACUCCAACAGAACCACCUUCACCAGGGAGGGCUCGUUCAGAGUUACCACGGCGGAAGCCGGGCGAGAAGAGGUCAUGAGGCAGUUGCAGGACAAGAAAGCGGAGAGUGAUGUCAAGUCCGCAAUGCCUCUCUCCUCGGGUCCCAGUGUGGGUAUAGUGAACCAGGCUGUGGCCCCUCUACCAGGGUCCCCCUCCUCCUCCCCUCCCCUGGGCAUGGAGAGCACCCUGGGCCUCCAGGUUAUCCCCCGCAGACACGCCCCAGUGGAGGCCCUGGCCAGACAGGGUUCCUUCAGAGGGUUCCCUGCCCUCAACAACAACUCCUCUCCCUUCAAACGGCAGCUGUCCCUCAGGAUGAACGAUCUUCCCUCUACCAUGCAGAGGAAGUCUGACUUCCCCAUGAAGAACACAGGUACUGCCCCUUUUAUAUAG
This is a messenger RNA of Oncorhynchus masou masou (cherry salmon), 1305 nucleotides long. Its product is annotated as protein numb homolog. Lineage: Eukaryota; Metazoa; Chordata; Actinopteri; Salmoniformes; Salmonidae. Gene Ontology annotation, biological process: positive regulation of neurogenesis. The record is from RefSeq and is a predicted model, not a curated record. Gene Ontology annotation, cellular component: cytoplasmic vesicle; basolateral plasma membrane; cytoplasm.